CACCUCAUUCCGUGCGCCUCUGGGCGGGCGUGUUGCUGAUGCACCGAAAAGGAACUUGGGUAGCUCCUUGAGGACUCGCUUGGUUUUUUCGACGCACUUUGGACCUUUUGCCUGCCUGCGUGCGAACCUGCCUGCUGCUGCUCGCCUGCAACCAACUCUAAAAUGAAUUUCGCCAAGCACUUCAUCGGCGGCAUUCUGAAUGUGGUCAGCAACAUCGAUCCGGCCAUCUUUGUCCCGUCGGCUCCGCCCCCGCCUCGCAGACCUCUGGCGUUCGAGGAGGCCCACGAAAACGAUGAGGAGAAAGCGUUUCGCCGAGCCUUCAAGAAGCUGGCGGGAGAUGACAUGGAGGUGAACCCCAAAGAGCUGAUGCACAUUCUCAACCAAGUUCUCAUCAAGCAUGGCAAUUUGAAGACGGACGGCUUCAGCAUCGAGUCGUGCCGCAGCAUGGUGGCUGUCAUGGAUAGCGACAGCACGGGCAAGCUGGGCUUCCACGAGUUCAAAUACAUGUGGAACAACAUCAAGAAAUGGCAGGGCAUCUACGUGUCUCACGACAAGGACAAGUCGGGAGUCAUCUGUAGCAAAGAGCUCUCGCACGCCUUCAAGGCGGCAGGCUUCCCUCUCAACGACGAGCUGUACAAGAUGAUCAUCCGUCGCUAUAGCGACGAGCACGGCGACAUGGACUUUGACAACUUUGUGGGCUGCCUGGUGCGACUGGACGCCAUGUGCAGAGCCUUCAAGACUCUGGAUAAGGGAAACAAUGGCUCAAUUAACCUGGACAUCAAAGAGUGGCUUCAGCUGACCAUGUACUCGUGAAGCUCGGACGCUGUCGUCACGCCAAAGGGACCAAAAGGCAACAAAAGCAAGUGAGGAGAAAAGGCCCAGCUGCCAUGUCCACUUCCUGCUGCUGCCACAACACAUGAAAAUAAAAACAUCUCAAACCA
Messenger RNA from Syngnathus acus (greater pipefish), 941 nucleotides. RefSeq names its product calpain small subunit 1-like. The transcript is spliced from 11 exons. The record is from RefSeq and is a predicted model, not a curated record. Gene Ontology annotation, molecular function: calcium ion binding. The coding region runs from base 163 to 813 and encodes 216 amino acids. NCBI's taxonomy places the organism in Eukaryota, Metazoa, Chordata, Actinopteri, Syngnathiformes, Syngnathidae.